Molecule: messenger RNA, 1215 nt
Organism: Oryza sativa Japonica Group (Japanese rice)
Lineage: Eukaryota; Viridiplantae; Streptophyta; Magnoliopsida; Poales; Poaceae
Source: RefSeq, a predicted model, not a curated record
AAACAAACACGUUGUACAGAAAAAGUGACGGAGUGAGCAAUCAGAGAAUUCAGAAACGAAGUCGCCAAAAACCGGUGACCGGCUCCGUAGAACAAAUCCAACAUCGGCCAUGCCGCCCCGCCAAGAACGCGUACGCCCGAACCACCCCAAGAGGCCAAGACAUCUGAACCACUACGUGGUCAGCUUUGACGGACCAACCGAACCCACUCGCUCGCCCUCUCCUUCGCGCCGCGGCAGCUGCUUCUGCUGCUUUAAUUUCGCUCCUCUUAUUCCCUUCCUUUCUGCAUUGUUACUCCAAACCCAACAACGAGAAUUACAAAGCAAGAAGCUAUCUGCACGCGUGGCAUGCAGCUGCUCCUCCUGCUGCUCGCCGCCGUCUUGGUGGCGGCAGAGCCGGCUGCAGCGAUAUCGACGAUGCCCAUGGAGCUCUACUUCUCGCCGGGGGAGCUCGCGCGUAUUGCCGGGUACGGCGAGGAGCCGGUUUCGACCGUGGUCGUGUCCGGCCAGGUCGCCUGCGAGCUCUGCCUCUGUCCCGGCUCCGACCUCCUCACCUUCGAGCUCCCAGGAGCCAAGGUAGAAGUAGCCUGUGAAACCGAAGGCCCCAACACACAGGCGAACUCUGUAUUUACAGCAACCGAUGAGUUCGGCAACUUCACCUUCCACCUCCCUUCUCGGCUCCACGCCACACCAAGCCUCGAGAACGCCUGCGUCGUCAAGGUGCUCCAGCUCCCUCCAGACUCUGCAUGUGGCCUUCGUCACCGUCCCGCCGCCUCCUACCGCAUCCGGCCAUCGUCCUCGUUGUCGUCGUCGGCUGAUGGCUUCCGCGCCUACACGGCCGGGGUGAUACGGCUGCAGCACGGCGGCACGCCGUCCGGGGAGUGCGUGCAGGUAGAGGACAGAGUGGAUAAGUAGCCUAAGAAUGGCUGGUGGAAAUCGUGCAUUGGGCGAAACCCAGAGAUUUCAUCGACCGAUCGAUCAGUUGCUUAGUUAGAUAGGAGUAGCUGUCUUCUGGUUUCUCCAAUUUGAGAAAUUGUAUAUGGAGAGGAGAGCGGAGGUGUUGAUUAGGUCUUAUUACCAAGCAUGUAAAUGGAAAAAAUGCUGCAAAUUAAGUACAUUUCAGGAGUCAGUUUGAGUUAUUUCUCAUAAUGAUGACGAAUGAUUUGACUAGGAACAUUUUGGAAAAUAGAAAAAAGAUAUAGUACGUUCAGGGCUUCA